Molecule: messenger RNA, 7568 nt
Organism: Ictidomys tridecemlineatus (thirteen-lined ground squirrel)
Lineage: Eukaryota; Metazoa; Chordata; Mammalia; Rodentia; Sciuridae
Source: RefSeq, a predicted model, not a curated record
ACAUCAUAGCCACCACUUAUCCCACUCUCUACUUCAACUGCAUCCCAAGUAGCCAUAUGUGGGAAGCCUUACCAACUAUGAUACUGCUGUGUGGCCCUAAUUACUAACUACUUACCAUAUCCUGGAUUUUUAUUGCCAUAAGAUCAAAUUCAAGAAGAACACACAUGGGAAGUGAUUUAAAUCAUGGGAUCGAAAUUGAGCAAGAAGAGAACUGAAGACCUUCAAAGGCUUGAGUUUGAAGAAACCGAAGAACCUGAUUUCACUGCCUUAUGUCAGAAAUUAAAGAUACCGGAUCAUGUCAGAGAAAGAGCUUGGUUAACUUGGGAGAAAGUUUCAUCUGUGGAUGGAGUAUUGGAAGGUUAUAUUCAAAAGAAAAAAGAACUGUGGGGAAUCUGUAUCUUUAUUGCAGCAGUUGACCUAGAUGAGAUGCCAUUCACUUUCACUGAGCUGCAGAAAAACAUAGAAACAAGUGUCUAUAAAUUCUUUGACUUACUAAAAGAAAUUGAUACCAGUACGAAAGUUGAUAAUGCUGUGUCAAGACUGUUGAAGAAGUAUGAUGUAUUGUGUGCACUCUACAGUAAAUUAGAAAGGACAUGUGAACGUAUCUAUUUGACACAACCCAGCAGUUCGGUAUCUACUGAAGUAAGUUCUGUGUUGGUGCUGAAAGUUUCUUGGAUCACAUUUUUACUAGCUAAAGGAGAAGUAUUACAAAUGGAAGAUGAUCUGGUGAUCUCAUUUCAGUUAAUGCUAUGUGUGCUUGACUAUUUUAUCAAACUCUCACCUCCUGCACUGCUCAAAGAACCAUAUAAAACAGCAAUAAUACCCAUUAAUGGUUCACCUCGAACACCUAGACGAGGUCAGAACAGGAGUGCACGGAUAGCAAAACAACUAGAAAACGAUACAAGAAUUAUUGAAGUUCUCUGUAAAGAACAUGAAUGUAAUAUAGAUGAGGUGAAAAAUGUUUAUUUCAAAAAUUUUAUACCCUUUAUGAAUUCUCUUGGAAUUGUAGCUUCUAAUGGACUUCCAGAGGUUGAAAGUCUUUCUAAGCGAUAUGAGGAAAUUUACCUUAAAAACAAAGAUCUGGAUGCAAGAUUAUUUUUGGAUCAUGAUAAAACUCUUCAGACUGAUCCUAUAGACAGUUUUGACACACAAAGAACACCACGAAAAAGUAACCCUGAUGAAGAGGUGAAUGUGAUUCCUCCACAUACUCCAGUUCGGACCGUUAUGAAUACUAUCCAACAAUUAAUGAUGAUUUUAAAUUCAGCAAGUGAUCAGCCAUCAGAAAAUUUGAUUUCCUAUUUCAAUAACUGCACGGUGAAUCCAAAAGAAAAUAUUCUGAAAAGAGUGAAAGAUAUUGGACACAUCUUUAAAGAGAAAUUUGCUAAAGCUGUGGGACAGGGAUGUGUUGAAAUUGGAUCACAGCGAUAUAAACUUGGAGUGCGAUUAUACUACCGAGUAAUGGAAUCCAUGCUUAAAUCUGAAGAAGAACGACUCUCCAUUCAAAAUUUUAGCAAACUUCUGAAUGACAACAUCUUUCAUAUGUCUUUAUUGGCGUGUGCUCUUGAAGUUGUAAUGGCUACCUAUAGCAGAAGUACAUCUCAGAAUCUUGAUUCUGGAACAGAUUUGUCCUUCCCAUGGAUUCUGAAUGUACUUAAUUUAAAAGCCUUUGAUUUUUACAAAGUGAUUGAAAGUUUUAUCAAAGCAGAAGCCAACUUGACAAGAGAAAUGAUAAAACAUUUAGAACGAUGUGAACAUCGAAUCAUGGAAUCCCUUGCAUGGCUCUCAGACUCACCUUUAUUUGAUCUUAUUAAACAAUCCAAGGACCGAGAGGGACCAGCUGAUCACCUUGAAUCUGCUUGUUCUCUCAACCUUCCUUUCCAGAAUAAUCACACUGCAGCAGAUAUGUAUCUUUCACCUGUAAGAUCCCCAAAGAAAAAAGGUUCAACUACACGUGUAAAUUCUACUGCAAAUGCAGAGACACAAGCAAACUCAGCCUUCCAGACUCAGAAGCCAUUGAAAUCUACCUCCCUUUCACUCUUUUACAAAAAAGUGUACCGGCUAGCAUAUCUCCGACUAAAUACCCUAUGUGCACGCCUUCUGUCUGAUCACCCAGAACUAGAACACAUCAUCUGGACCCUUUUCCAGCAUACAUUGCAAAAUGAGUAUGAACUCAUGAGAGAUAGGCAUUUGGAUCAAAUUAUGAUGUGUUCUAUGUAUGGCAUAUGCAAAGUGAAGAAUAUAGACCUUAAAUUCAAAAUCAUUGUAACAGCAUACAAGGAUCUUCCUCAUGCUGUUCAAGAGACAUUCAAACGUGUUUUGAUCAGAGAAGAGGAGUAUGAUUCCAUUAUAGUAUUCUAUAAUUCAGUUUUCAUGCAGAGACUGAAAACAAAUAUUUUGCAGUAUGCUUCCACAAGGCCUCCUACCUUGUCACCAAUACCUCACAUUCCUCGAAGCCCUUACAAGUUUUCUAGUUCACCCUUACGGAUUCCUGGGGGGAACAUCUAUAUAUCACCCCUGAAGAGUCCAUAUAAAAUUUCAGAAGGUCUGCCAACACCAACAAAAAUGACUCCAAGAUCAAGAAUCUUAGUGUCAAUUGGUGAAUCAUUUGGGACUUCUGAGAAGUUCCAGAAAAUAAAUCAGAUGGUGUGUAACAGUGACCGUGUGCUCAAAAGAAGUGCUGAAGGAAGCAACCCUCCUAAACCACUGAAAAAACUACGCUUUGACAUUGAAGGAUCAGAUGAAACUGAUGGAAGUAAACAUCUCCCAGGGGAGUCCAAAUUUCAGCAGAAACUGGCCGAAAUGACAUCUACUCGAACACGAAUGCAAAAACAGAAAAUGAAUGAUAGCAUGGAUACCUCAAACAAGGAAGAACAGUGAGGAUCUCAGGACUUUGGUGGACACUGUGUAUACCAUGUAUGCCUCUGGCUUCAUUAUCUCUCAGAGAUGUGACUGUAUAACUCUCCCAAGUUCUGUUUACAGCCACAUUAAUAUCUCUUUUUUGUAGAUAUAAAAUGUGCAGAUACAAGUUGAAUAUUUGUGUGGGUGAUUCCUAAGCCACUUUCAAUGUUAUAUUCAAUGGUAUAUGCAUUGUUAUUAUACAAGAUUGAAAAUCUUGUGUAAUCCUGCCAUUAAAAAGGUAUAGCAGAUCAUCACAUUUCCAAAGUAAAAUUGCUCUGCUUUAUGAAUGAAUUGAGGCUGCCUCUGGAGUGGGAGUACUAAUAACCCAUGCCUGUCUGACUACUUUGUCUUCCCUUGUAGCAUAUGUGUGAUGUUUGCUCUUGGUUUUAUUAAUUUAUAUGUAUAUUUUUUUAAUUUAAAAAUAUGAACACCCUUAGAAAAUGUGUCCUGUCUUCCAAAUGCAAUUUGACUGACUGUCCAUUCACCCAAAUUAUCUUAAACUCUUCUGCUAAAACAGAUUAUUAUUAGAAACUAGGAAAAAAUUAAUUUUACACAUUUGAUUUGAUUUUAGUAUUGGAAUCUGAUGUAUUAUGUGCUUUUUUACAAAUUUUCUUUUACAUACAAGCAAAAAACAAAGUACAAACAUGAUACUGUCAUACUACUGACACAGAUUUCAUACCUCAGAACUUAUAAUAAUUUCUUUUCUUUAUCCAAACUCAUGGUUUAAAAUGCAUAUUAUUGUAAUACUCUUGGUUUGGGGUUUUUGUUUUUGUUUUUUACCAUUCAUAUCACUGAAUUUUUUAAGUACCUAUCUGGUACUUGAAAAAGUAAAGUGUCCAGUCAGAGCUUUGCUGAGGAGGACUCUAAUACAGUAUAUCCCAAGUGCACUUUCUAAUGUUCCUGGGUCCUAAAAAAAUCAAGAUACAAAUUAAUUUUAUUCCAUAGCAAGUCUGUUAACUAUAGAAGCCUUGAGGGUUUUUUUUUAGUUUCCCUUAGGGAUUUGUUUAAUUGCAUCUCAAUAAUUAUUCUGCCCUCCUAAAUUUGGGAAGGUUUGUGUUUUCUCUGGGAUGGUACAUGUCUUCCAUGUAUCUUUUGAACUGGCAAUUAUUUAUCUUUUAUUUUAAGUCAGUAUGGUCUAACACUGGCACAUUAAAAGCCACAUUAUCUCUAGUCCAACAUUGCAAGUAAUCAAAGGUCUUGUAAGUUAGGCAUUAAUUUUUCUGAUUUUAUGCAAAAGCUUCAAAUUAAAAUAGCUGCAUUAGAAAAAAGUGCUAUCCCCCUUCCCCUACACCUAAAGGUGUGUUUAAACCGUCUUGUGUGAUUAACUUAUUUAGAGAUGGUAUAUAUAAAAUAGGUGGUAUUUAAGAUAGCAUCAGCUAGCAUUUAGAAAAAUCAUUUUGUCUAAACUCAGAGUUCUUUUUAAAAAGAAAUCUGGUCUUAUUUCUUAGAAAACAAAAUUUUCUGUUUAAACAUCAAACUUACUAUUUUGACAGUUAUCUUGAUAACAGGCACUAGAAAGCUUUACCCCAUUUCUUUUUUUCUUUUUUUUUUUUUGCAUGAAUAGCAUACAAUUCAGUUAGUUUUUAUGUCAAGGGCUUACCAUAUUUCUGAGUCUUUUGCUCAUAAAUUUACAUUAGAAUUAGUGACAGAAUUUUAGGAAUUUCAGAGAUCGUGUAUUGAGAUUCUUAAGACUUCAGAUGUUGCUUUAUUGCUUUUUUUGUACUGGUUAAAACUGUACAUUUAAAAUUGCUAUGUCACUAUUUUCUAAAACUAAUAGUUUGUCUAUUUUAAAAUAAAUUAGUUGUUAAGAGUCUUAGUGGUUUGAUGCUGUGGUCUUUUUAUUAGGUAUAGCAGUGUUCCCUUUGGUAUGUAAACUGUCUUCUACUAUCUCAUCCGAUGAAUUCAGUAUUUAGUGGACCCUUUCUGCUGCUGAUUCCCAAAUUUGUUUCUCCAGCCCUGACCUGUUCACAGAAAUUAAACCUAUCAUAGCCAAUCAAACUCUCAAUUCCUACCCCACUCCAAUUUCUCACAAUUUAAGUCAAAAUCAACAACAAUAUCUUGUUUCUACUCUAGUCUUUCCCCAUUUUUACUAAACACUUAUCAAGCAAAAAACUUAAGAGUCACCUAUUAAUUCCUGUCUGGAUCACUAUUUAUUCAUUCAUUGUUAAAAAUCUAUAAAGCUGAAAACCAAGUGGUCCUGUGUGUUUGGAACUAAAAAUCAUAUGAAACCAGAAUCUUAUCUAAAUUGCCAUAGUCUUUAACCCACUUACUAGAAAUAUUCAUCUUUCUCUCAGAAAUAUUUAAUGUUUGAUUAUCAUGAGCUAAGGCCCUAUACAGUCUUAUAUAUCAUGUGGUAUGUGUCAUUUUAUUAUUAUUCUUAACUCCAAAAAUAUAUAUAUAAUGCAACUAGCACACAGGUUUAUUUUUAGUUUAUACAAUUUCUCAGAAGUGGGUGGAAAAUGCAGUGCUUUCCUUCUGGAACAGCGAAUUUAUUCCUGAAGGAAGAAAGGCAAAUAAAGAGGCUAGAGCAGGACAAGCAGCAGGUGAAUCUCAAGAGGCUGUACUCAUAUUGCAUGAGGAUCUUAAAUGAAAUGUUGUGUUAGGUCAAGUCAAAAAUCAAGCAGCCUUAACAACACUAAGCAUUUUUGUCUUGGUGAUGGAAAAUUAAUCACUCCUGAUAAUUUAGCAUUCUAAUUAUUUAAACAUUCAUUAUAAUAAAAGGAACAAGUUCAAAUUCAUGUAUUUUACUUUUCAUUACAGUUUUCUGGCACAAAUGGUGGAGGGGAAGAUCCUGCCUUCUAUUAUUAUCUGGAUGAUCGCAUAGAACUUGCUUUUAAAGGCAUAUUUUUGUUCCUCAUUUUGGGACCAAUGUAUUGUACAUAUCAAGUUAAAUAUUCAGUAGAAAUUCCCUCUGGACUAAAUUGGUAUUUUUAAAAAAUAUUUAUUUUUUAAUUGUAAAUGGACACAUAUCUUUAUUUAUUUUUAUGUGGUGCUGAGGAUCGAACCUAGGGCCUCGAAUGUGCGAAGCGAGUGCUCUACCGCUGAGCCAUAACCCCAGCCCCUAAAUUGGUAUCUUAUAGAAAACUUUGCCACACCACAAGGCCAGGUGUGGUGGCACACACUUAUAAUCCCAGCUACUAGGGCUAAGGCAGGAAGAUCACAAGUUGAGGCCAGCCUCAGCAAAUUAGUGAGACCCUGUCUCAAAAAUAAAAAGGGCUAGUGUGAUGUAGCUCUGUGGUACAGGUCUUCUGGGUUCUAUCCCCAGUACCAUUACCAAAAAAAGAAAAUAGUCUACCACAGAUAAAGUUUCUUAAAUGGAGACAUUAUGGUGCCAUAGUUUGUAUGUCAAAUAUAUGGCAAAGGCCACAUGUUAAAGGGUUGGUUCCCAGGGUGGCACUGUUAGGAGGUGGUAGCAGAAUUUUUGAGGGCUGGAUCAUAAUGGGAGGUUCUAAGGUCACUGGGGGCAUGCCCUCCAAUAAAUUAUGGGAUACCAUGCUUCCUGUCUCUUUAUGUUUCCUGGCUCGUGAUAUAAACAAUUUGCUCCACUAUGUACUCUUGCCAAGAUGUGCUGCCCUCACCGGAGCCCCAAAGUCAUGGGGCCACCUGAUCUUAAGCUGGAAUUCCAGAACCGAGAGCCAAAAUAAACCUUUUUCCCUUUAUAAGUGAAUCAUCUUAAGUAUUUCAUUAUAGUAACACAAUACUGACUAAUACAUAUGGUAACACUAUGUAAUGUGUAAAUGAGAUAAAAACAAACUCUUUUAAUAUGCAGCUGAGAGAGUCAUCUGUUCUCAUAAACUCUUCUGUUCAUUGUUUUGAGGCUGUACUUACAUAUUAGAAUUGACAUGUAACACUGAUAAUUUAUUUCAACGUUUCCUGUGAUAAUUUUUCAAAAAAUAUAUUUUUAGUUGUCAAUGGACGUUUAUUUAUUUAUAAGCAGUGCUAAGAAUCAAACCCAAUGCCUCACACAUGCUAGUCAAGGGCUCUACUACUGAGCUAUACAACCUCAGCCCCUCUAUGUGGUUUAAUAUGAAAGAUUAAAUGUAUUGUACAGAUCAAUAUCAGUUACUUCCUAAAUAGAAAAUGUUAUGAUUUUUAUUUAGUUAAAGUUACUGAAAAAAAUCUAAGUUUUAUAUUUCAAUGUUUGGGUAAAGACUGAAUAUAAAAAUAACAGUAAAAUAUGAUUUUUCCUUUUUCUUCACAGUUUGCUCAACCUAUUUGCUAUGAAAAUGGAGGAGGGGGCUAAUAAAGAAGGCGAGGUUACAUAGUUUAUGGUUGCUUCUUUUCAUUCUCACUGGUUAAGAAUUCUGCCUCUAAAUAAAACUCUACAUGUUAUGGUCCAUUUAUAGUAGCUGUACACUAAAGAAGAUAUUUAAUAUUCUUAACCUUUGCUUUUUAAAAUGAAUUAAAUGGCGUCUUAAAAAAUGUCUAUCAGCAAGUGAGGAUACUACUUCAUUCCUACAGAAUCUUGAUUUUUCUCUGUACAUCAGGAUAAAACUAUAUUGGAAACAUUAAGACAUUGAACUUUUCUGUGGAAGUAAGAGAUGAAACAAAACUUCAGGCUAGAAAAACUUAAACCUGUAUAAAAGAAAAGAUUCAUUCAUUUCUGAUGCAGAGUCAUUUUGAAAAUCUACCUGUGUGUCACUUAUCACUAAUAAACAGAAUAUUCUGAG